CGCUAAAAAUGAAAUAAAAUCACACUUUACAGUCUACACUCCACCCUUCUUUCAUCCUCUCUUUCUUCUUCAAUUCUAAGCUGAUCGCUAAACCCAGAUUUAAUAAAUUCCGGCCAACCCUUCUCGCCGUGGACCAUCAUGACCUCCGGAUGCAUGUCAACAUGCAUUGCCGACGAUGCCCGUGUCCCUGUUAGAGCUACAUAUGUUAACCUCUACAAAUGGCCUGAUUCUGACCGUGAAUUCGUCCGAUCAGUCAGUAGAAACAGUCACCGGAAGAACGGAGAAAGCCAGGGUCACCCCCGCCUGGUCGACAGUAUCUCAUGCCGGCAGCUUUACCUUCGAAGCUACACAUUUUCAAGAAAAGAGAGCUUGAAUGAGAGAACCAUGAACUGUAUUGGAAGAGUUAAAGAAAGGGCGGCUGUUCGAGGGAAACAGAAAAAGUCUCCAACGAGUAGUGCAGGUGGCGGCCGGCAGAGAGAUGGUGGAAAGAGGAGGAGGAGGAGGAAGUGCACGGUGGUUAUGAAGGCGAAGGAGGCGUCAUAUGCUGCCUUAGCAUCCAUCUUCCGUAGGUUGUUAUCUUGCACCACUAAGAUUGAUGUUGUGGAUUGAGUUUUGAUCAUAUGCAUGAAGAUCGAUACUUUGAUUUUUUUUUUCUUCUGUAUGUAAGCUGCUUGAUUUAUGUUUAUUUUCUUUAUUUAUGUUAUCAAUGUUAAUACAACAAAAUAUAAAAACGAUAACUCUAUGUAAAGAAAUUUAUAUAUAAUUUUACUAGUCCGUGAGUUAUUUUAA
This is a messenger RNA of Lactuca sativa (garden lettuce), 789 nucleotides long. RefSeq lists its product as uncharacterized. The record is from RefSeq and is a predicted model, not a curated record. NCBI's taxonomy places the organism in Eukaryota, Viridiplantae, Streptophyta, Magnoliopsida, Asterales, Asteraceae.